Messenger RNA from Porites lobata, 9395 nucleotides. The record is from the annotation of a GenBank genome assembly. Lineage: Eukaryota; Metazoa; Cnidaria; Anthozoa; Scleractinia; Poritidae.
AGAGCAAUUCGUAUCUCCCUUUGUAAACCCAUGUCGGCUUGUGCCGCUACUUAAGAAUCAGCUGAAAUAGUUGAUUUUACUUUCUCUUUGACAUGAUUUGUAUGUCACUGGACAUGAUUUGUAUAUCAAAACGAGCGAUCAAUCUUCAUCCAUCUAUUUCAAUAAAAGCAAAUGACUUCGUGCGGCAGGGAAGAAAGACGAAAAAGCUAACCCUUUUAGAUUAAAUUAUUUUAAGGUUUAAACUUGAAAACAUGUCAGUCUUUCGCACUGAUUGGUAUUUUAAUGGCCCUUGUUACUUGAAAAGUAAAUUAUCACCUCAGAAAGAAAUUAUUGAAUACAUGAGCUUCCAUUUGAUAGAAUCGUCUGUCUUGAAGGUAACAAAAGUGAAGUUGUCCUCAUUAAUGUGGAAAAUAAGGCAUUUUAAGGGGCAAUUUUUAGUGUCGGUGUCACCGAAUGCAAAGGCAUUUCCCCAGUUCACCCAAUUUUUCAUUGAAGCUGAUCUCCCAUUGCUUGCAUGCAAACAGCACAAAGAAACUGCAUAACAGUGCAAAAACGCAUCAAACUUUACAACAACCCCACCCCCUGAAAUUUAACUAGGCUACCCCAAAUGCAUACCAGAUGAUAGCCCUGUGUCUGUGCAACAACAUGGCAUCCAGCCAGACACAACCUUUCCCCCGCCCCUCCUCAAUUUGAGGGAGACAUUGAGCUUUGAAAGACAGGGGUAAGCCCCGGUACAAAAACUCAGCAAAUCCGCACUCUAGCACAAAGUAUAGUCUAUAGAACAACCCCACUCCCCAGGAAUUUAACCAGGCUACCCCAAAUGCAUACCAGAUGAUAGCCCUGUGUCUGUGCAACAACGGGACUUUUAGUUCAACGGAAGCCCCCCCUCAAAAAAAAUUAGCUGGCCCAACGGGGGCUGUUGCCCCCCUCGUGCAUAUUUUCUUUAUUUUCCACUGAUUUCUGUCAAUUCCAGGAAGUUAUUUGGAGCCCAUGGUUAAGAGCUGAGGGUGGUUAGUCCUGAAGAGGGAGAUUGUUAUUUUUACACUAAAAGUAUGAGGGCUUUAAGCAAAUUAAGUUUUGAAAGAUUGCUUGCAAUGUGCUGGACUUGACUUAAGAUUUCAAGCAACCCGGUUUUCAAAACUCCGGGUAGAAUUAUAAUUACUAUUACGGGUAUCACUUGUAAUAAUGAUAAUAAUAAUAAUAAUAAUAAUAAUAAUGAUAAUAAUAAUAAUAAAACAGCCACGGACAUAGAUAAAAGAGUAAAUAUCUACCUAGUGAAUAAAUAUGUACCAACAAAUGCGUUAAAAAUGUAACAGUUCAAAACAGUGCUAGAAGUAUUGGUACUGUUUCAGCAUUGUAGACUUAUCAAAAUGCAACGCACUCAUCAUCUUUAGGGAACGUUUCAGGCCGAUAUAAGACCAACAUUUUCCGCUACGUCUCUUUUGGGCUCAAGUUAUGCUGAGUGUUCUUAAAACCACUUUUUUAGUUGUUAACAGUAAAGGCUGAUAAAGCAAAAAAAUGUUACAAAAACUGUUCCCUGCAGCCUAUAGAAUUCUUAAGGUGGCAGUCUGGGUGUUUUGGGGGAAAAAAUGUUGAUUUAGGAAGGAAAUGAAUUAGGGUAGAAACGGUAUACAUGUAAACCAGGUAGUCCGCUAAUAGGAUUGGGGGCACCUUGUUGUUGUGGUCGGCAUUCUGGUAUUUGUGUAGUAGUUCAGGUCACUUCAUAAUUUAAUUUUUAACAACCCCCAAAAUCCAAUAUUUUCUAAUUUUCCAGACUUUUUAAUACCCCCUCUAAUUUUUCUGCGUUAAAAACAUUCAAAGAAUCAUCAAGAAAAUUUCUAAAAAUCAUUGAAGCGAGGACUCCAACCUUAUUGAGUCAUUUUUUUGAAUGAAAUCUUGGUAGAUAUUUAAGAAAAAGGGUGGAAAUAAACGAAAAACAAUGACUCUCCCCUUAAGAAUUUCCUGGAUUAUUUCCCCAUACAUGGAGACUAACGCUUUUAUUUCCAUUGCUAACGGAAACUCUCUUUCCAGACAAAUGUCGUUGCCUGGAGUGGAGAGCCAACCACACCUUUGAAGGAAAACGUCUAAAGCAUCACGUGAUUCGCAGCGUUGACGCCCUUGACUUGACAAUCUGUGAAAUACUUUGCUAUGGUGAACCCGACUGUGUUAGUUUCAACUUUAAGAAGUCUGUGAGUCAAUGUGAGCUGAAUAACUCCACUUUCGAAGAACAAAAAGAUAAGCUGGAGACAAACUAUGGCUACAUUUAUAGAGGAGGCGAGGUAAGUGAGGAACUUCAAAUUUAACUUCAAAUAACCUACUGCGUAAUAUUUGAGGCGAAUUAAAAGACCAAAAUAUACACGAUGGCCUUUGUGCCCGGCAACGAAUGAUGGCUACUUUUAUUAGAACUAAGCAAACGGGAAAAGAUUAUUGAAAAUAAUAACAGAAUUUACUAAUUUCAUAUACAUGAAUUUGAACUGAGGGUUGAAGAAAUAAAUGUAAAGAAGAUCAUCGAAGACGACGUAACUUACAGUUGUAUGCAAUUUGUGAUUCAUGAUUCUCUGUAAAACAGUUAGAAGUGAAGCAAGAGUUUCAGUUACCUAUAAAGGAAAGCCGUGAAUUUUUCUGUCCCAGAACAAAUGCGUGAAUAACCUUUGCGAGAACAACGCAACCUGUCAAACCGGUUUCACAGACAAAGGAUACCGCUGUAUGUGUACUACAGGAUUUAAAGGAGAAUACUGUGAAAUCGGUGAGUUUUUGGAGGUUUAACGCCUUUAAAUUUGUUGUGUUCAAUAAUAAUAAUAAUAAUAAUAAUAAUAAUAAUAAUAUUUUUAAUUUUUUAAUAAUAAUAAUAAUAAUAAUUUUAUUCAACUUUGAAAAUAUGUACAUAAUUUACAUAUUUGAAGUAAGAAUUAUUAAGCACUUUACAACAUUAAGAAUUAUAUAAAUCAUAACAAAACAAUCACUUUGCCAUUCCAGUAUUUCAAAUUAAGUCAUGACAAAAGAAAACUAUCCGUCUCUGAUAUGAAAUAGAAACAAGCUAAAAAGAAUAAAAACUCGUAUCCCUAAACAGCGCUUUUUUCCGUCUAAAAUUAAAAGGAGUAAAUUAAAAACAGUAUAAGAAGAGCCGCACACGACAAUGUCGACGCCAGAAUCAUUCAUUCCCGAUCGGGAAUUGUGUGGUUUUGGAGACGUAUAAGAUCAGAGUGGACAUUUUUACCCAGGUUUAAUUUUUUAUUGAUUUUAUUUUUUUGCGCAAAUUAGUGUGUAAUUGUUACCAUAAAUUUUAGUCGAUGCUGCGGCUGGUUACGGUUUGCCGCCCAGCCAAAGCUUUUAUGUUUUACUCUGGGCAUCCAGACGUUUGUACUGCCAUAAUAAUAAUAAUAAUAAUAAUAAUAAUAAUAAUAAUAAAAACAAAACUUUAUUCAUAGAUUUAAAAAAAAAUAGACUAUUUACAGAUUCAAGAAUAUGAAAUAUUAAAAUAUAUACCCUAUGUACAUUUUUCUUGUCUACGAAAGAGAAUUGUUGUAAAAUGACUAUCUAAAGACUACUAAUAACAAUUAUAAAAAGGAUCAAAAAGUUGAUAAAAAAAUAAAAACUAUUUAAAAAUAAUAAUUCAAACUGAUAAAAAGUUACUACUUAAAUUUCACUUUCCGAUGUAAUGUCAUUUCCUGGUUCCUCUGAGACACAGCAAGGCUGAUCGUAAGAAAAAAACUUUCGCCCUUAUCCAAGAUAUGGUUGUAGCGUAGUCAUUAAAAAAGCUUCUAUGGAAUCUUUCAUUCAUCGGCCAUUCCAAAAACUAAUGGUUGAAUGUCGAAUACUAAUCCAAAACCCGCCUGCUGUAAUUCUAUUUUCAAGUUGGAAUAUCUGUUUCGGAGAUAGUUACGAAUCUGCGUUUGGAAAAGAACAUCGAAGAAAAUUGCUGUUUGUCCCAAAACCCGCGAGCGUGAACAUCUAGUCGGGCAUCAGGCGCUUUGUUUGCGCCUCUAUUAUAAUAAUAAUAAUAAUAAUAAUAAUAAUAAUAAUAAUAAUAAUAAUAAUAAUAAUAAUAGCUGUUCCAGGAGAUAGUAAUAAUCUGCAGAAAGAAACUGAAAAGUGUGAAAAGUACCAAGACCUGUCAAGAGAGAUUCAAAGGAUCUGGAAAUCAAGGACAAAAGUGGUGCCAGUGGUUGUAGGUGCAUUGGGUUCAGUGUCAAAGAAACAGGCAGGCCAUGCCCCUUGGAGCAACUAGGAAUUAAAAACCGAACAAGAACGAUGCAAAAGUCGGCACUCCUCGGAUCGGCACAUAUCCUCAGAAAGGUGCUGGAAGUCUGAGGUCUCGGAAUGAGACUUGACUGGAUAUUUCUCCCCAGGGAAAAUCCCUGUGCUAAAUUUUACAUCAUAAUAAUAAUAAUAAUAAUAAUAAUAAUAAUAAUAGUAAAAGUGAGAUCGAUCUGCAAACUAGUAAAUGGCACAUUUUGCUAUAAUUCUAAUUUAUGUUACGGUUCCACAGUUUUUUUUUGUUUAACACCUUUUUAUCCCGUUCUCUUCUGAAAAUAUAUCUUGAGUAGCUUAUGGAGCGUGUAGAAGGGAGGUUUUCGGAGAAAGCUCCAGAUGAGACGUAACCAGGCCAGGAUUCUAAUGCAGGACUUUGUCCACUAGCUAUGUACAGCUGUAUGUAAAGACUAUGUAGGAAGGAGGUUUUCGCGGAAAAGCUCAAGUGAGCGGAAACCAGCUGGAUUCUAGUGCAGGACUCUCCCUUGACUUUCGAGGGGUAUAAGAGUCGUUACCUGGGUUCUCCACCAAGAAGUAUUUAGGAAGGAGGUUUUCGGGGAAACGUUUAUAGGUGAGAGAAAACCAGGACUCUUAAAAUGUUGCGUCUGUCUCCAAUUCUCGUCAGUUAACACGGGUUCUUCUUUAGCGCCUGCGAGUUAAUUAAUAACUCAAACAACACUAAAUAUUGGCGGCAAGUUUUAAAAUAACUUAGAUGUGGGUACGUCGAACUUGGUGACCAUGAAAAGUACGAAGGCACUUUAUAGUGACUUUAAUGUCUACUAUCUGUUGCCCACCAAAGUGGUUAAAGCAAGCCUAUCAAGUUAAUUAGGCCAAGAUGUCCAAGAAAGCAAAUGGAAGCUAAACGCCAACCAAACCUUCCAUGCACUAGCUACCUAAUAAGCCAAGAGGGAAACUCCGAUGUAGAAAAAUAUCCAAGGUCAGAUGUGAGAUGUGACCCCAAACGUGCCUAUUUCAAAGGUCGACCCUCUAAUUUAAUUAAACCUUAAGAUAAACGAUACUUUCGUUGACAAACUCACAUUUAUAAAGCUGUCGACACAAAUUAACGGAUUAACCUUGAUCUGCAAACCCCAAUCAUAACGAGAUCAGCUCAGGCGUAAACAAACUAUCAGCGAAAAUCCUCACAAUAAUAACUUUCAAAACAACCAACAAAUUACCUCAGAACCAAAGAAAGUUAUGGUAAAAUGCAUCUUUUGCUAGCAAUCUUUCAGUGCUCUUUGCAUUCUAUUUUAAUAUUUAUUUAGUAUUUUUCUUGUUGCGAUUUAAUGGAUUGUUUAACCUAACAUAAUCCUACCAGCUGUAGACGAGUGCGCCUCUGGAACACACAACUGCAGCGCCAAUACGUUCUGCACCAAUAAUUUGGGAUCUUACACCUGCACCUGUAAUCUGGGAUACUAUGGUGAUGUAGAGAACUGUGAACCAAGUGAGUCUUAGGCAUUUUUAUAGGAGAAAUUAAACCAUUCUCAGCUUUAAAUAAACCAUAAUACUUUAUCUUCUUCGAUUCAGGCCUAUUUUGAGGUCUAUUAAGGGGACAGAAGACUACAAACAAUGUUGUUGCUCUUGCAAAUAUUAACGGAGUAACCGUUCAUCGAUCUGUAGUAAUUUUUCCAAAUAGUUCACGGCAAGUAUUUUUAAGUCUGACUUGUAAACAAUAAUGAUUCUUUCAAUUAAGACAUAAAUAGUUCCUUUCGAAAAAUGGGUAAUAAAAUAAGAAAAUAAAAACAUCUGAAGUUACUUCCGUUAAUGGCUCUUACUAGUAAUCAGUAUUGCAGUAAUUUAAAUCACUGAAAAUAAAUUAUGUUUAGUAGUUAUUAUUUCCUUUAUUUUCACACAGUUUCGACGUGUAAGGACAUUUUUGACAAGAACAUGUGAGUAGCAAGACAUUAUUCGUUGUGUUUCUAUUUAAAUGAUACAGCUUUCAGCAUGACUGUGAUGCGUGCAUUUCAUGUAUAUAGCAAUACACCGAGAUGUACGACACAACCAAUACAGAACAUAUUUCCUCUGGGCGAUGGCAUUUUAACGAGAUUCAGAAUGGGUCCUUAUUGCACCUGGUUAGUCACAUGGUCCUGAACCUUCCUUGAGAGUAGCCCCAGUAAAGGGCAAAGAAAUAUAAUUGCCAUUCUAAAGACGUUAUUAUGCGUUAUUAUACGUUGUACCUGCCUUUUCAUUAUAAGAGUUCACAAUUACUUUUGGCAAUAAACGCAUCUUACAGAUUAUAUUAAUUAGCUGGUUAUCUGCUAGCAGUUAACUAACUAAUCUGUCGGUUGCAAGGCAGCGCAAUUCAGGAUUUUCAAGAGUAAUGUAAACUGUGUUCAGUGCGACAGUGUGUUUUUCGUUAUUAUAAAACAAUUAAUAAAUUUAGUUUUUGUGAUACCCUCAAUAAUCAAUCUAGAUCUGAUGUCUCGUAAUUUCUACUUUUAAGAUCCAGAGAAGACAAAGCAUACCCUCUAGUUUUGGAGGAUGAGGUUGUUGACGUUUACUGUCAUAUGGCUAUGGCUACGACUGGAAAUGGCGCAUGCGGUAAUGGUGGAUGGACGCUGGUUAUAAAAAUGGAUGGCAACCAGGUAACCUUACAUUUAAUCUCUGAACGAUAUGACUAACCCUCGCUAAAUUAAAUGGUAGUAUAUUUACAUUUUAGUUCUGGAACAUUACGCAAGUAAAUAUAUCAUUCUUUGAUAAUUUAAGGGUCCUUCGUAGAGACAAUAAGCAGUGGCGGAUUCAAAAAAUUCAGAAAGGGGUGACCGGGACACUUGCCAGCUAUAUAAAUACUAUUAUUAUUCAUGCAAAUAUUUCCCCAAUUCUGAUUGGCUAAAAGCACACGCAUAAUUCACCAAAACCAGUUACUGAUGACCAAAUGUGGAAGAAUUUUGUGUUUAACGAGGAAAUGACGUCAAAAAUGCAGCCCGCUACAGGUUAAGACACCGUUACCGAGAAAUCCUGGGGACGAGGUCGAGUUGUUUUGGUUGUGAAAAAAAAAGAUGGCGAACAUUUCACUCGUUUCAAGAGUAAGAACUACAGCUGGAGCUAGGCGAAAUAAUAGCUAAAAACAUGGCAAAAACAGCAAGAAGACAACUCGGAGCGCGACAUCUGCUAUUUGGAGAAAAUUUGCGGAACUGGACAAACCUAAACGUACACUAUCGAAGAUGAACGUAACAUCGAUGUAGGUAAGUAUGUUUUAGCCAUGUUUCUAAACUAGGAAUUAUUUUGAAUGAGUAAUAAAACAAUUAAUGAAUUCGGCUUUCCUAGGAUAUGAAGAAUUAAGCAGAUCUCGGAGGGCGUUAUCCACCUCGGCCUUCGGCGUCGGUGGAUAACACCCUUUUCGAUCUGCCUAAUUCUUCAUAUCCUACUCAGCCUCAUGCAGUUAUUAAUUGCUAAUUAAUCUUAAUGAGAAUUCUUUAGAAAUAAUACAAAAUUUCACCAUAAAGGGGGAGGGGAGGGGCACCCCAUCGGCCAACCCCUACUCCGCCCAUUUUAUUGUCAUGAAGAUUGUUUUUUUUUUUGUCAUGAAGACUCAAAUAAUGACGAUGACAUAACUCUCAAUAGUCUGUUUGUUUUAACCCUCAAUUCAGUCGGCGUUUUUUAAUUUCCCAGGUGUUAUUUAAUAUCAUUCAAGAAUUACGGCAUUAUCCGCGUGGGACUAGCUUCUGGUACUUCAGCUAUAAAUCAUGCACGUUUUUUGCCAUUAAUUUAAUGAAUGACAUCAGAUCAGAUUGCACGCAGGUCUGAAUUAAGACGUAUACUCCUACAAAAUUCUACUAUGAUUGGAGCUAUGCACAUCCCAGGACCAUUCCGAGAGACACUCAGCAAAGAGCUAGUUCAUGUGCACAGAAUGACUACUUUAAGAUUAGGGCGCGGUUCCUGAAAGGCCGAUUAGCGCUAAUCCAGGGUUAAAACUUUAUUGCACUUUUUGUAUUUACCCUUCUAAGCGCUGCUUAGAGUAACAAUUUGUGAUAUCAUUACUGUAUCUUCAGAGUAAAGGCACCACAGUAUUUUGAAAGUUUGAGUUACAUGUUUAGACAAGAAAACCUUGCUUUAAAUUGGGCUUAAUCCUGGGAUAAACUUAAUCAUCUUUCGAGCCGGGCCCAGGGCACUUUUUAAUAGAUCUCAUUCAUCUUCGCCAUCUUUGCACGCUCUUUAGGAUUCAUGGGUUAAAUACAAUGUCAUAAUAAAAUUUACCGAUACAAGUAAUCGACAACGAGUUUGUUUAUUCUCUCAAAACGAGGCGACGAUUUACUAGUCAUGCCAAAUGUACCGUUUGACUUUCCACAAGAUUUGCGUCAUUAUUGCUUCUUGCUGUGAGGACAUCUACGGUCACUCAUGCAUCUAACAAAGUGACAAUGAUAACUUUCAGCCAUAAUUUUAAGAUGACAAGUCAUUCGUUUCUAGUCAAGAAUAAACAAACUCGACGACGAUUUCUUGCAUUGGAUAAUUUUAUAAGUCGUUUGCUCCCUGAGAAAUUACGCAACAUCGCUUUUAUCCCAUCAGUCCUUAAGCGGGUGCAAACAUAACGGAUAUCGUGAAUAAGGUCUAUUAUUAUUUACAAAAAUUAUAUUUCAAUGCUCUAAUCACAAAAUAAGAACGCUGAUUUACUUUACUAAAGAUUGUUACCAAUAUUCCUCCAACAGCAAACUUUUCACUACAAUUCUACACUUUGGGAGAACAAAGACACCUUUGACGUUGACGGCGGAAAGACUGGCUUUGACACGCGGGAGACAAAACUUUCCUCCUACUGGAACACGUCCUUUUCUAAGAUUUGCCUCGGUAUGAAGAUUAACAACCAGAUCAAUUUUAUUGAAUUCAACGAGAGCGCCAGUUCCUUGCAUUCACUGAUCGCUGACGGACGAUACCGUUCUAUCUCACUGGGUCGUGACACGUGGUUUUCACUGAUUGUCUCUGGCUCCUCCUUCGAUGACCACUGUAACAGAGAAGGGUUCAACGCCGAGUGCACCUGGGCAAACCGCUCCAAAGCAAGAAUCGGUAUUCUUGGUAACAAUGAAGACGACUGCACCUCAUGUAACUCUAGGGUCGGGUUUGGUACUGGCGGAGAAAACGACGACUCCAACACCUGUGGAAACCACGCUUCCAGCACAAACAUAAAGGCCUUUGGGUAUAUAUUUGUGCAGUAA